AUGACACGCUCAGUGGCUGCAGCUAGGAGAGGUCAUCAGAACAGCACCCGGAGUGAAAACGGCACCGCGGCCAAUGGCAAACGUCUGAACAAGCAAAAGUCUUCUGGAAAUUUGAAUGGGAAUGCUAGCAGUGGCGCCUCAUCGAAUUCUGUCUCGCAAACCGAUCUCCGCCAGUCCUCCGACUCCCCGGCAGUGACCACGGCCAAGGCAGCAAAUGGUGCGGCUGAUGGAUCCAAGACUGACAACGUCGACACCACGUACACCAACGGCACCGGAUACAAAGCGAAUGGCGAGAUGGCAUAUGGACGCACCAACGGCGUCGUCGGGGGAGACGGCACCCAGUCGAAAAUCUCCGUCUGCACCAACAGCAAGCGACAGACUUCGUCUGUAAACCCUUUCACCCUGGCGUCGACCAUCCUUAGGUCUUGUCCCAUUUACGACACCAUCGCCAUUCUGAUUUUCCUGCUUCAACUCCCUCCGAUCGUGCUCACUCUGGUCCAAUUCUUGUUCGCCUCUUUGACCUUUAUGCCUCCCGGCGGUGGUUCCGGAUCUUCUUUCACCUCAAACUUUGAUAUCUUUCAGGGUCCCGCCGGAACGCCCUCGUUCGGAACGAUGAUUGCCAUGGAUGGUUUCUGUCUGUUGCUUUGGGGUCUUUUUAUGUGGACCUGGGCUCAAAAUUUCGCCCUGGAUUUGGCGCAUGUGCAAGUCGCCAUUACCCUCGGUGGUGGUGGCUCCGGCAAGAAUGGAGGUGUCAAUACCAUGUGUGUGGGAACUGUUCUUUUGUUGCAUAUAGUACGGAGUAAAGGUGUCCAAGACUUUGUUUUUGGCCACCUGAUUGCCGCCAAACUGAUCAGCCCGGAUAUCCUAUCUCGGUGGUCUCAUUUCCUUCCGCAAGAAUUCCGCCGGACGGAGCCGCAAUCGUCUCCCAGUUGGCUUCGAAGUCUUCUUGCAAUUCAUAUUCUGGCGCAAGCAGGAACCGCCAUGGCCAGACGUUCCAUGGCCCGAAAUCGCUCGCCUCAACCGUCUCGGUCCGGGAAACGGGUGGAUGCCGAAGCAUCCGCCGGCUCCCAGACGCAAAUAGAUUCGGCGUUUGAAUCAACAGCAAGUGUGCCCUCUUUACUGGGUACCGACGGCCCCCUGAUUGGCCCUUCGGCCCUGAAGGAGAGCAGAGACCGUCUGCACAGCGCUAAAAAACGAAGAAGACAAGCGAACCAGGUGCGAAGCCGGCAGCCCUUUUGGGCCGCUUUGGCCAGUACAAAAGUUACUGUCAUGAGAGAGUAUGAACAUUCUAGGGCCGUUUCCAAGACCACCCGUGGUCUUCCGAUGACCGAAGAUGACCUCCAAGGAAUCACGCUAGAUGAUGGAUUGAUUUGGGUUACUAAUGUGGACAGCUCGACAAUCAAGUUUGCAGCUGGCGAUUUUGCAGUCGGAGAUGAGGCAACCGCCGCGACCGUUUGUGAAGAUGGGCGUUUGGAGAAUAACGAAGUGGAACCUUUCUACGUCUGCGUCAAUGGAGCGCUCUGGGCUACUGCGAAUAUCACCAAGGUCUGCGAUGGCCCCAAGGGGGCCAGCGCUGUGCAGUGGAGGGGAGAGAUCUCUGGUUUAGCCCCGAACUGCGCCUACACCUGUUCUUUUGUACGCAGCGACACCGACGAGGAAAUCGGAUCCAUGAGCGUCAAGACCCCGGCAGCACCCGAUGCAGACCAAAGCGCUGUCACGACUAUGCCAACCCCGCCUCGUCCGUUCCACCGGCCAUCGUCCCCGACAACCACGCUUCGAAACUCAAUCAUCAACGCGGAAUCGAAACUCAAUGAAAAGCGAUCUCGCUUGAAGAAGGCCAAAAAUGACCACAAAAUUCUUAUUUCUCGCAUUAGGAAGGAACUCGACAAUUUCAAUCACCGGCUAAGCAGCGGCAAUGAUGAGAACCGACAAAAGCAGCGGUCUUUGCAGCUGGAACGCAACAUUCGUCAAACAGAGGAAGCAACGGCGGCGUUGGAGACCCAACUUGAUACAAUGGAAAGUAUCCCCGAGGAAGAAAUGGCGGCGUGGACAGCGCAAAAGACCGAGUUUGAACGUGAAUUGGAAUCGCUGAAUACUGCCAAGCAAGAGGUGUUGGAAGCACGUACGACAGUCGCCCGUGACCUCGCUUCUCUUGAAUCGGAUUUCAAUGCAGCCGUACAAAAACGCGAACGUCUCCAAGGCCGCAAGGCUCGUCUCAAUGAACAGUAUGAACGAAUCAUCUCCGCCAACGCCCAAGGUCUCAACGAGCGCGAGCGUCGCGCAGCCGAGCAAUUUGCCAGAGAACAAGAUCAGGCUAAAAUCGAGGCCAAUUUCAACGAGCAGCUUACUAGCAUUAGCCGCGCUAUCCAGGAUUACCAGUUGCGCACCAACCAAUUGUGGCAGCAAGCUUCGGCGAUCGAGCAGGCUAUCCAGCAACAGCAGCAGCAGAUGCUCGUAGAAACGGGACCUUUGACUCCUGAAGGAACUCUGCCUGGCACCCACCUUCUGUCUGAGGAAUCGGAAAGUACCAAUAAUGUCAACAACCUGACCAUCACUCCUGCCAACAGUCGGUCGAUCUUGGGUGCGGGGUUCUCAACCCUGAGAUCCAGUCCUCACCAAAGCGCAUCCUCUGCCAACAAUGGCAUGACAUCCCAGACUGCGAGCCCCUUGCAGUCCACGCUUCAGAACCCCGUUGGAUACCAGGCUUCUCCGCGUCUCAACGUGGCAAACUACUUGGGAGGACGUGACUUUGGUUACCGUGAUCGCUCAUCCUCUAACCGUUCAGCGCGGAGCAGUCUGUACGCCGACUACGAUUUCGACCUGAACCGAUUUCUGCCGGAUCCUGUUGAGCGGCGCGACUCGGGCUCCGAUGGCAAAGGGUAUGCUAGUCCUACCUAUGGUGCCAUUGGUAGCCACUUCACCCGAGCUGGAAGCCGCGGCAGUGGUGGCAGCAGCGGUGGUAGUGGUAGUGGCAGUGGAAGCGGUAGUCCUCGGUCUACUCGCGCCGAAGGGCUGUAG
Messenger RNA from Talaromyces rugulosus, 3018 nucleotides. RefSeq lists its product as uncharacterized. NCBI's taxonomy places the organism in Eukaryota, Fungi, Ascomycota, Eurotiomycetes, Eurotiales, Trichocomaceae. The record is from RefSeq and is a predicted model, not a curated record. The transcript has a single exon. Bases 1 to 3018 code for a protein of 1005 amino acids.